ACUUUAGUUUAUUGAAAAUGCUCGGUGGGAGCUGUGACAUAUUCGACAAUCAAGAACCAAUAGCAGGAAGUAAAGAAGAAAAAAACAAACAGAAGAAAAAAGUUAAAUAGAAACACUGGGUCAAAAAAUUAUUGAGAAAAUUCUCGAAAUGUUUCGAAUCGGAAAAUAUAUUUCUCCCAAGCGUGAAUCGCUGUUGAGAACAUAUGCAACGAAGAAAAUCAUCGCCAUCCGACGGGAAGACCAAAGUGUUUGGGAACGUCGAGCCCCUUUUUCACCUUCUCAUGUCCGCAAAUUAGUCAAAACAGGCGUCAAAGUCAUAGUACAACCGAGCAAUCGUCGCGCUUACCCUAUGCAGUCAUACCUCAACGCAGGAGCCAUAAUCCAAGAAGACAUAUCAGAAGCUAAUAUUAUUUUUGGAGUAAAACAAGUACCCAUCGAUCAACUAAUCCCUGAUAAGACUUAUUGUAUAUUCUCACACACUAUUAAGGCCCAAGAAUCCAAUAUGCCUCUUCUUGACGCAAUUUUAGAAAAACGCAUAAGACUAAUCGAUUACGAAAAACUAAUGGAUGAGAAAGGCCAAAGAGUUGUGGCUUUUGGAAAAAUGGCAGGAAUUGCAGGAACUGUAAACAUUUUUCACGGCUUAGGUUUGAGACUUCUCGCUUUGGGUCACCACACACCGUUCAUGCACAUCGGGCCAGCUCAUAAUUAUCGCAAUUCAAGUAUGGCAAAGCAAGCAGUUCGAGAUGCAGGUUACGAAAUAGCUCUGGGAUUGAUGCCCAAGUCGAUUGGACCGUUAACUGUGGUGUUUACCGGCUCAGGAAACGUGUCUCAGGGUUCUCAAGAGGUGUUCCAAGAGCUACCACAUGAAUACGUAGCUCCUGAGUCUUUAAAGAAAGCGGCAGAACAUGGCAGUCUAAAUAAAGUUUACGCUUGUGAGGUGCGAAGAAGACAUUACUUGGAACGCGCUGAAGGCGGUGGUUUUGACUCUGUUGAGUAUGAAGAGCAUCCAGAACGUUACAUUUCCACUUUUAGUAAAAAAAUUGCACCAUACGCUUCCAUUAUCAUCAAUGGAAUCUACUGGGCUGUUAAUAGUCCGAAACUUAUGACUAUUCCUGAUGCCAAACAUUUGUUAAGGCCCGCCCACACUCCCUGGCUACCAACUUCAAUCGGUGCUCCAGCUUUGCCUCACCGGAUGUUGGCUAUAUGUGAUAUUUCGGCUGAUCCUGGUGGCUCGAUUGAAUUUAUGAAUGAAUGUACGACAAUUGAUACACCAUUUUGCCUGUACGAUGCAGAUAGAAAUAAAGAUACAAAGAGUUUUAACGGACCCGGAGUCUUAGUAUGUAGCAUAGAUAAUAUGCCUACGCAAAUUCCAAGAGAAAGUACCGACUUUUUUGGAGAUUUGUUGUUUCCCUAUGCACAAGAUAUCAUGAAAUCUAACGCGCAACAACCUCUAGAAAGUCACAGUUUUUGUCCAGCUGUUGAUGGGGCGAUCAUUGCAAGUAACGGCAAACUCACUCCCAAUUACGAAUACAUCCAAGAAUUACGAAAAUCAGCAAUUAAAAGCAGGCACAAAGCAAGUAGCGAGUCUUCAUCCGUCGAAAAGCAGGUUGUUAUCGUGGGCGCUGGACGUGUGGCUGCACCAUUAGUGGAAUAUCUCCAUCGGGACAAAUCCGUCGGUAUUACCGUUGCAUGUGAAAAGAAAGAUUUGAGUGAUAAUUUAGCAAGAGCUUUCCCCGGCAUUGAAAGUCUCUAUCUGAACGCUGUUGAAAACCCCAACACUUUGGAGGAAAUUGUAAAAAAAGCUGAUGUUGCAGUAUCAAUCCUUCCAGCUAACUUGCACCAUAUUGUUGCUCAAGCAUGUAUUAAAGAAGGCACUCAUAUGGUCACAGCAAGUUACAUGAGCCAAGAAAUGAAGAAUCUACACCAGGAAGCAGUUGAUGCCGGCAUCACUGUGCUUAAUGAAAUAGGCUUAGAUCCAGGAGUUGACCAUUUGCUUGCUUUGGAAUGUAUUCAAGAAGUGCAGCAAGCUGGGGGACGAAUCACUUCGUUUGAGUCGUUCUGUGGAGGUCUUCCAGCGCCCGAAUUUAGUGAUAAUCCGUUGAGGUACAAGUUUUCGUGGUCACCAAGAGGAGCUCUUUUAAAUACCUUAUCAUCAGCACGAUACUUGAGUAAGGGACAAAUUGUUGAAAUUAGUUCAGGAGGAGAGUUGAUGAAUACGACGAAAACGCUUGAUUUUCUACCUGGAUUUAAUCUUGAAGGAUUUCCUAACAGAGAUAGCACAAUUUAUGCAAAAUACUAUGGAAUUGAAGAUGCUUUAACACUCUUGAGAGGCACUAUUAGAUAUACAGGAUUUGCUCAAGCUGCUAGAAUGUUACAAUUUUUGGGGUUGUUGGAUCCAGAACCCCACCCAGCAUUGCACGCACAAGGACCAGAAAUUACCUGGAGGAUGCUUAUUUGCAACCUCCUCGGUUUGGAAGGCCACAACAUCUUCUACGAUAACCUCAAGAAUCAAAUUGUUGAACGAACGGGUUCUGAGUUUUCGGUCGAUUUACUCGAAGAGCUUGGUCUGUUAAACGAAAAUGGUGUAAUAAAAUGCGGAACUCCUCUAGAUACGCUCACUCAUUACCUCUCAACUAAAUUAGCGUUAGAAAAACAUGAACGUGAUUUGGUGAUUUUACGUCACGAAAUCGGUAUUAAUUGGCCGGAUAACAGAAAAGAAAUAAGAGGUGUUAAUUUUGUUGUUUAUGGAGAUGCUAAUGGCUAUUCAGCCAUGGCUAAAACUGUGGGUUAUCCAGCAGCUAUUGCUACAAAGAUGAUUUUGGAUGGUGAAAUACAAGAUAGAGGAAUGAUUCUUCCCUUUGCACCGGAAAUAUACAGGACAAUUUUGUCAAGAUUACGGUCUGAGGGCUUGAAUAGUACUGAAACAUCGAAAUUUAUUUAAACUAUUAUCAAUAACAUUUUUUAUUUAAUAAACCGCAACUGUGAUUGGUAUAA
Molecule: messenger RNA, 2994 nt
Organism: Tribolium madens (black flour beetle)
Lineage: Eukaryota; Metazoa; Arthropoda; Insecta; Coleoptera; Tenebrionidae
Gene: LKRSDH
Product: alpha-aminoadipic semialdehyde synthase, mitochondrial
Exons: 5
Coding region: 149-2941 (930 amino acids)
Cellular component (GO): cytoplasm
Molecular function (GO): saccharopine dehydrogenase activity
Source: RefSeq, a predicted model, not a curated record